This is a messenger RNA of Dothidotthia symphoricarpi CBS 119687, 153 nucleotides long. RefSeq lists its product as uncharacterized. The transcript is spliced from 2 exons. Lineage: Eukaryota; Fungi; Ascomycota; Dothideomycetes; Pleosporales; Dothidotthiaceae. The annotation marks the transcript as partial. The record is from RefSeq and is a predicted model, not a curated record.
AUGAAGUUUUGGAAGAGCAAGCACGCGAGUUCCUCCAGUUCAUCCAGAACUCUUUCGAUACUCUGCCGGGGCAAGAAAAUUAGUCGCGAGGAGCUUUUCAAAUAUACCAACGGACGUUUCUUAGCCAGAGAGAAGGAGUCAUGCGACCGAAGA